Molecule: messenger RNA, 1401 nt
Organism: Exophiala spinifera
Lineage: Eukaryota; Fungi; Ascomycota; Eurotiomycetes; Chaetothyriales; Herpotrichiellaceae
Exons: 1
Coding region: 1-1401 (466 amino acids)
Cellular component (GO): cytoplasm
Molecular function (GO): oxidoreductase activity
Source: RefSeq, a predicted model, not a curated record
AUGGCAUUUCCACAUCCACAGCCCAUGACCUCCUACUGGCUCUCUGCGGCUGCGGAUCUGGCCAACCAUCGAACGACUGAAUCUCUACCCACAGAAGCAGACGUUGUAAUUAUUGGGUCUGGAUAUUCAGGCUCAGCAGCGGCCUAUUUUCUGGCGACAGGGAGCAGAGACGGUAACACCAAACGCCCGUCAACCGUGAUUCUGGAAGCUCGCCAAGUCUGCUCUGGCGCCACUGGACGAAACGGGGGACAUUUGAAACCAGACACCUAUUACUCUGCGGCAGAGGCUUAUCAGAAAUACGGCGCCAAAGUUGCUGACGAGCUGAUCAAGUUUGAGAGACAACAGGUGUUCGACGUCAAGCGGCUUGUGGAAGAGGAGAAGAUUGAUUGCGACUUCGAACUGACGAGGGCAAUCGACAUUUUCACAGACCAGCAGACAGCGGACUCGGUAAUGAAAACACAUAACGAAAUGAAGUCCAACGGAUUCUCCUUCCCCGACGACCUGCACGUCAUAGAUGACCCCAAGCGGGCAGAACAGAUUUCUGGCGUUCGCGGGGCAAAAGCUGCUUUCUCGUUCACUGCAGGAUCUGUGUGGCCAUAUAAGCUUGUAACCCAUCUUCUCCGCCGCAGCAUAGAAAUGGGUGCCAACCUGCAGACGAACACUCUUGUGCAGCAGAUUUCAGCGGAUCAAGCAGACGGCAGAUGGACGGUGAAGACGAAUAGAGGAGAAAUUUUGGCCCGUAAAAUCAUUGUGGCCUCCAAUGCAUAUACCGCCUCAUUGCUUCCCGAGUUCAAGGAAAAGAUCGUUCCUGUGAGAGGAGUAGUGUGCCGAAUUGCCGUACCCGAGGAAACAGGAAAAAGAGCACCGCAUCUGAACAACACUUAUGCCCUUCGGUUCAAUCCCGAGCACUUCGAUUAUCUCAUCUCCAGAAGUGAUGGUAGCAUCGUGGUCGGCGGUGCAGACCGAUGUGCUGUGGAGAAGCAGGCGUACUGGUAUGAAAAUACCGAUGAUUCUCAGCUGAUUCCCGAGACCGAGCAAUACUUUACCGGGUAUAUGCAAAGGAUGUUUAAUGGCUGGGAAGACUCCAAAGCACACAUCACAGAUAUAUGGUCCGGCAUCAUGGGCUGGUCGAACGAUUCCAUGCCGUUUGUUGGGAGACUACCAGGAAAGCCCGGGAUAUACGUAACUGCAGGCUUCACCGGUCACGGCAUGCCUCGCAUCUUGGGUUGUUCAAAGGCUCUGGUGGAGCUGGUGCAAUCGGAUGGCGAAACAAUUGACAUGAACACCAAGAAUGGGAUUCCGAUUCCAUACUUGUUAACGGACGCGAGGCUCGAGGACAAGACCAGCGACAUUUUCUCGUAUGCUCAAAAAGAUGAGUCCGAUUUGAAGUCGAGGCUGUGA